Messenger RNA from Megachile rotundata (alfalfa leafcutting bee), 1334 nucleotides. Its product is annotated as Juvenile hormone binding protein 1. Gene Ontology annotation, biological process: multicellular organismal reproductive process. NCBI's taxonomy places the organism in Eukaryota, Metazoa, Arthropoda, Insecta, Hymenoptera, Megachilidae. The record is from RefSeq and is a predicted model, not a curated record.
AAAACUCCCACACCCCAAAUCUUCAAAAUUCCAAAACUCUCACAUCCCAAAAUUGCAACCUCCAAAAAUUCCAAUUCCACUCCCACUCUUCCUAAUCUUCCGCAAAUCUCUAAAUUCCUAAAACUGCAAAAGUGACCCCGGAGAGAUCGCAAACCUCUCGAACGUAUCUAACACAGCCAGUCUCCAUUUUGAUUUAUUGGAGCCGCACCAUGACCGAAGGAAGUUGGUUCUGUGUUCUGCUAAUCGUCACCGGGGUAACAGCUCUCUCCGUGGAUUCGAAUCCCGAAUACGUGAAACAAUGUUCAAGAAGCGAUCCAAAGUUAAAAACUUGCCUGAUCGAUGCCCUGCACCAUCUGAGGCCAUAUUUAAGCGAUGGUAUACCGGAAAUUGAGCUGCCUUCCGUCGAACCAUUUCGUAUGGACGAGCUGACACUCUCCCUAACAGGUGGUAUAAACGGUUACAAGGUUCAACUGCGCGAAUUAUACGUAAAGGGAGCCAGUAACUACACCGUCGAGGAUAUCAAGCUGGGUUCACCCUUCGCUGCCAUUAUACGAAUGCCGGCUCUCAUUUUGGACGCUCAUUAUUCCAGUUCAGGUGUGCUGAUCAUUCUACCAGCUAGUGGAAACGGAACAUUCCACGCGAAAUUCGACGAUGUGAAAGCUUUGGUCAAAGGCACUGUUUCCACCAAAGUGAAAGAUGAGAAGACGUAUCUGAACGUUGAAAAUCUUGAUGUUGAACUGGUUGUGAAAAAUGUGUACAUGAGGGUCAGCAAGAUUUUCAAAAAUAAUAGAAUCCUUACCGAAGCAACAAACCUAUUUCUCCGCGAAAACGGUCAGGAGGUGUUAAAGGUGAUGGAACCACAGCUCAAGAGGAAAUUAUCUGUACUCUUCGCUGGUAUAGUUAAUCAACUGUUACGUCACAUACCGGUCGAAGUAUUUCUCUUACCAUAAAUAUUCUUUCUUCAAAGCACUUCAAUAUUUCUACGAAAAUUCACCAGUACAAGCUAAGUUGUAAAUAGAGUUAGGACACACCAAUAACUUUGGGUAUAUUGCAGGAUUAACCAAAAAUGUAACUGAUGUAGCAAUCGAGUUUAUAGAGUAGAACAAAUACAUGUUUGUGUACAUAUGUGUAAUACCGUUGUCUUUUAUUUACUAGACCGUACGUACUUGACGCAAUGCUUAUGCAACGUCUUGCAGAAUAAAAAUUAUAGCGUGAAAAAUAUGCGAGCAUUUAAUGGAAUUAUUCUGAGACUUUCGCUUGUGUUUCAUAAAUUCUAAGAUUAAAUUUACUUGGCAUUUUUUAUGGAAAAUAUUAACAUAUAAUUGCUGUGAGAA